GGCCUGUAUUCAUCUUCUGACUCGUUGCCACACAAAAAAAACACUUCUUUUAAACAGAUGCAAACUAGAAAGAUCACGUCUUUUUUUUUACCACGUCUUGUUCUUUCGAGAUGCUAAUAUAUUGCAAGGAUUUAAACUACAAAAUAAUGCUUGAUAUCUUGGUAAACUUUUUAUAAAUAAAUCACAGAAUGAUGAAGACGAUAUCAAAGAGCAAAGAGAUAACAGGUAAUUAACUGAUAUAAAGCUUUUAAUAAAUUUUUUGAAAUGUUCUGAUAAGUUGCAGUUUUAGGUAUCGGACGAGGAUUGCUAUAAUGUUGAUGCUAGCUGCUUUGAGUUUGUUUCUCGUUAGCACAGCCUUUAUGACUUUGCCAAUUGUGGUUGGAAGAGUAUUCUCUUACUCUAUCUCCUUCAUCCUGCGAAGAUUUGGAAUCACACAUGACGGUUUGUUCUAGUUUCUUGCUUUAUUUAGACCAGUUUCUUAUAUAUGCUUAUUAAAAUUUUGAACAUGUGUUUGUGGAGCAAUCUAUGUCAGAAUUUGCAUUUGAUCAUAUUCUGACGGGAAGAACUGAUUUGCAACUAAUAUUCACCUUCUGGACCAUUUCGGUAAGAGAAUCAUCAAAGAGAGUCGAUUUCUUUCGGAGCAACUAAUAUAUUUUGCUUAUUCUUAUAUAUGUUCCUAUAGACAUUGCUCACGCCUAUCAAGUGUUUCGCAACCAACGCAUGGCGAAGGAAGUUCAAGAGAAUCAAGAACGUGGGAAUCAAUAAGCUUCCUUCAAUGUGGAUGCUUCGAGAUGUGAUUGGCUCCAUCAUAAACACACUUCUAACCACACUAUCCAUCCCUUACGUGUUGGUGAAGUCUCUGUUACCGUUGCUUGGAUAUUCCCAAAGCUUCAAUGCAGUUAUUGAGCUGUUUAUCUGGCCAGCAUCAUUAGCCUUGAUUGUGGUUUGGUUCAUUACAAAGCUAUAACAUUUGAGAUUAUUAUCUACUUGCACCAGUUGAUAUUCAAUGAACUGUAUAUGCUGGGUGAAAGAGUGGGGGAUUUGACUGAAGAUCUCUAGAGCAGAAGGGAGAGUAUGAAAAACAAAACAAGAAUUCUUUUGUUGAUAGUCAAGUCAAAAUAUGUUAGCAAUGGUUAGGUUUCUAUUGCGGUAGAUGUUGUCUUAUUUUUGAAUGAGAUAUUUGUUAUCAAGCAGUGUAUUUAUUUAGCACUUUUUCUUGUUACAAAAAAAAUACUAUUUAUAUUUCAUAAAGAGUAUUACUUUCGCAUUUUUUUUGUUACAAAGACAAUGUCAUUUUAAUCAGUUGACAGAAAAAGAAGAAAAUGUCAUUUUAAAGUUUUCUAAUAUAGUUUAUAUAUUUUAAAAAUAUAAUCUUAAGUGUAAUAAUUUUAUUUAUUUUAAACACUAUUGGUUAAAUAAAAAUUACUAUUAAAAUAUAAAUAAAUUUUAAUCAUUUUUUUAAUUUGUAAGAAAAAUAUGAAAGUGACUUUUACGAAACAAGUGGAAUAUAAACAUAGAAAAUUAAUGUGGAUGAAAAAUAACUCAAAUUUAAUCGAACAUCAGCUUUGUUGGAUUAUUUUAAAAUAUCAGAUAUUAAAAAUUAAGUUGGAGUAUUGGUCUUGGUCACACAAAAUUGAUCUUUGUUAAAAGAAAAAAUUAAUUUAACCGUGGUAAUUGAUUCUUUGUCUGUAGCGAAAAUGAGAGGAAGCAACGUAGAAACUCUUUACUCAGGAAUCGUCAUUAGUCAAGUCAUCAGACCAAUAUUAGUAAAUUAUUUAUUUGAAAUUGUUUUAGUUAAUAAAUUUAAUUAUCACUUGGUUUUGGUCAUAUAUAUAUGCAUUUGCCGCUUGAGGGAAUGAAUACACGCAACGCAGGUGACGACGACUAGAACUAGAACUAGAACUAGCUUUGAUUCCCUAAAAUGGACGAGAGUUUCUCAGCGGAAGACGACGAAGACCAGUGCCGGAUUUGCCGAUCGCCGGAGGAGCCAGGAAACCCGCUACGGUAUCCGUGCUUGUGCCGAGGCUCGAUCAAGUUCGUUCACCAGGAUUGCCUUCGUACCUGGCUCAAUCGCCGCCGCAGAAACAACAAAUGCGAGGUGUGUGGGCGUAGCUACUGGUUUGUUCCCGUUUACUCCGAGAAUGCUCCGGAGAGGCUUCCUUGCGACGAGUUUCUGAUUGGAGUGUUAUCAAGAGCAGGACGCUACUUGAAGUUGAUUGUGGCUUGGAUUGUGGUGAUUCUCUUCAACGUAUUCUGCAUUGCCUUGCAUCCUUUGGGACAAGACUGUGUUGCUGGCUCCCAGAGAGUGUUCAUGUCUCGGAAGUUAGCUUUUUUGUGGGCUACCUUGCUCUACAGCACUGUCAUCGCUUCUUCUAUGCUGAUUCUCACUACUAUAAGGAUUCAAGUAGGAGAUCUCGGAGGAGGCCGGGGUGAUAGUUUUUUCGGGAAUGGAGGAGUUUUGCACUUGUUGUCCAAGUAUAUGAAGAUCCUUUGUGAUUGGUAUCUUCAUAAACUCAUACAUUUCUUGGGCCAACCUCCUCGGCUUAUCUUUCUUCCUCCUGAGGCGCCGCUUCAUGAGUUUGGGGUUAUCAGACGGGUGCUUUUCUUUCUGGAUGAUGAUGCCUUUGCUGUCCUUGCUAUCAGCGUAUAUGUUUCUACUCUCUUUAUUCUUCUGCCAUUUUGUAUUGGAUGGGUUGUAUUAGCAACUGUUGGUGGCAGCUAUUUGUCUGGAAACUCGCCUGUUAUUCUUGGAUACAUGAUGAUGCUGUCAAUCUGCUUUGCUUACUUUGGAAUCCUCUUCAUUCUCCAUCAAAACCCAUUUCCAGUCUUAGCUCGCUGGUUUUCUCUCGGGUUUCACUUCAUAACCGUGACAUUGCCAUGUCACCUGUUGGCUUUCUUAGCAAACAUAUUACUCAUCAAGGAUGCUUUUGUCUUGUUCUUCAAAUUUGGUGUUCUGCCUUGGAUUCUUGGACUCUCUUGCUUGAUAAUUGCUGUCUCUUACAUGAAACAUAUCCCCAAGAUCAUGCAUAAACGAGCCUAUUGGUAUCUUCUAGAUGUCACAGAUCCAGACUACAAGAUCACCAAACUGAAUCUUCGACACGUUUUCUUUGUGUUUGCCUCUCAUGGGGUAUUAUUGGUGAUUUUGUUUCGCUUACCAAUUAAAGCAAUUACACUUAUCAGCCCAUCGUUUUUCCCUCUUGAGUUAUGGGGCAGAAGUCCUUUUAUUGGUGUUGCAUACGCAAUUUAUGUCAACCUAAUGCAUGCCGGGCCCAAAUGGUUAAUCGAACUUACCAAACCAGCUAUCGCACUCUUAGUUCACAAGUGGAUUGUCACUGUUUGUUCUUGGCUUCUGCUGAGUGAUCUCUUGCUAGUAGUGCCCCGAGGAGAGGAGGACUUUCACUAUGCUGAUGAUAAACUAUUGUAUUCAUUAGCUGAAGGCUCUAUGGUCACUUUUUACAAAUCACAGAAUGAUGAAGACGAUAUCAAAGAGCAAAGAGAUAACAGGUAUAGGACGAGGAUUGCUAUAAUGUUGAUGCUAGCUGCUUUGACUUUGUUUCUCGUUAGCACAGCCUUUAUGGUUUUGCCAAUUGUGGUUGGAAGAGUGUUCUCUUACUCUAUCUCCUUCAUCUUGCGAAGAGUUGGAAUCAAACAUGACGAUAUUUGUGCUUUUUGGAUUGGAUGUUAUAUCCUACGAGCAAUCUAUGUCAGCAUUUGCUUUGCAUUUGAUCAUAUUUUGACGGGAAGAAGUGAUUUCCUUCUCAAAUAUAUCUUGAUACGAAUAACAAAUGCUCUUCUUUUCUCCAUAUGGAUCUCUAUCAUACCGGGGUUGCUUGGCGUACUUAUCGACCUUAUGAUCAUCAUCCCAUCACGAGUGCCACUUAAUGAAUCACCACUUUAUUUCUUGAUCCAAGAUUGGUUGAUAGGAGUAGUGGUGCUUCACCUCUGGACCUUUCUGACAAUGCUCACGCCUAUCAAGUGUUUCGCAACCAAGGCAUGGCGAAGGAAGUUUGAAAGAAUCAGGAGCGUGGGAAUCAAUAAGCUUCCUUCAAUGUGGCUGCUUCGAGAUGUGAUUGGCUCCAUCAUAAACACACUUCUAACCACACUAUCCAUCCCUUACGUGCUGGUGAAGUCUCUGUUACCGUUGCUUGGAUAUUCCCAAAGCUUCAAUGCAGCUACUGAGCGGUUUUUCUGGCCCGCAUCAUUAGCCUUGAUUGUGGUCUGGUUCGUGAUAAAGCUAACGCUUGAGAUCAUUAUCUACUUGCACCAGUUGAUCUUCAAUGAACGGUAUAUGGUGGGUGAAAGAGUAAGGGAUUUGACUGACGAUCUCUAGAGCAGGGGUAUCUCACAAACAAUGACUCUUUUGUUGAUAGAACGAGUCAAAAUAUGUUAAUUAUCUUUUACAUAUAAUCUGAACCACAUGGCAAGAUGUAUUUAUGUUAACGAAGAGGUAGUAGUAGCCAAACGUAGUUUACAUAUAGAUGUGUUUCUUAUUAUCUUAUAUCAAACGAUGCGAUCUUAUGUUCCUCUUGCUAGAUCCAGGAUUCAAAAUAAGCUCAUUAAUUCCUAUAAGAGAGCCUAACAAACUAGAAACCAAACAUAGAAAUUGAAAUAACUUAUAGCGCUUUAUUGUGCAAAGGAGUAAAGAAAAGAGGAAAAUUUAAAGUGUCACCAAGAACAAAGUGAUACUCCAACCUUGACAUUCCAUAAGAUAACAACAUCAAAACCAAUAUCAGAUGUUCAGAUGACAAAAUAAAAUAACCAGAUGCCAAGCAUAAUCUUCACCCGACAUUUUAAUGCAUGCUUUCCUCAAUAUCAUUGUGUAUUCAGAUUUCUUUAGUUUCAGAUAUUUUCUACGUUUUAAAUUAAAUAUAGUUCUAAAGAAACUUCUUUUCUUUUAAAAAAAAGCGUGACUACAAUGCAAUUUCCGUUCAGUUAUUUUUACCUCUACUUAAAUUAAUAAAAGAUUAAGUUCUGUUGAAUUUUAGAAGACAUAAACUAAAACAAAGCGUGAUGACUGCAAGUUUGCAAAUUUCGAGAGAGAAAAUAAUUGACACAAAAUAGCUUUUGUAACAAACUAAUUUUUGGAAAAAAAAAAAAUUAACAAUUCUCAU
Brassica rapa (field mustard) is the source of this 5111-nucleotide messenger RNA. Its product is annotated as probable E3 ubiquitin ligase SUD1. Gene Ontology annotation, cellular component: endoplasmic reticulum membrane. Gene Ontology annotation, biological process: ERAD pathway. Lineage: Eukaryota; Viridiplantae; Streptophyta; Magnoliopsida; Brassicales; Brassicaceae. The record is from RefSeq and is a predicted model, not a curated record. Gene Ontology annotation, molecular function: zinc ion binding.